UCCAUACAUAAAUACAUUAAUUUUCUUUCAAUAUCCUAUGUACUCCAAUGGAGGUAGUAGCACUAUCAACAGCAACAUGGUCUCUACCUCCUCCCCCUCCUCCUCCUCAACCUCUCACCUCUCCAUCUCCUCCUCUCUCCUCUCUCCUCUUCAAGAGCUCUCCAUUGAAGAAGCAACAACCUUAUCUCCACAUCUCCUUUAAGAAGGAGAGGAGGUACGUUCUCACCCCUUUGAGGUGCUCACUUGGUGAGAGCCCAUCAACUGCUUCUUCUUCUUCUUCUUCUUCUUCUUCUGCUUCGGAAAGAUGGCUUCUUGAGCCUGCAGGUGAUGGGGAUUCACGGCACAUCGGAUACCGCGUUCCACUUCCUGAUGCAUUUGAAGUAGCUUCAGAUACAGUGACUGUCGGUCGCCUUCCAGAGAACGCAGAUGUAGCCAUCCCUGUUGCCACUGUCUCUCGUAUUCAUGCCCGGCUUGAGAAAAAGAAGGGGAAUUUAUUCGUCACAGAUUUGGACAGCACAAAUGGAACAUAUAUUGGUUACGAGAAGCUUAAACCUGGUGCCGCCACGAAUGUACCCCCUGGGAGCUACAUAACUUUUGGUGAUAUCCACCUGGCUAUGUUUCGCGUUUCGAAGAUCGGAGUUGAUGCUGCUGCUGCAGAAGCAGGAGAGGUACCUGCUGCAGUUGAAACUUUGGAACAAACCAGCUGAGAGUCGAAGCCUUGUUCUUGUUCGAGUCGAUCUGUUUUCAUCUUGUUUAUUUUUGCAUGUAAUAUUAUCAAAUAAGCCCUUCAGUUCUGUGAAUUCUGAGAAGGGUUUUUUCGCCCGUGCUGUGUUAUGUUGUCAGGAUAAUUUAGUCUCGAAUAAAGUACGUCGGAUGUAAUUAAUAUGCGAAAGGGAAAUGAAAAAUUCUCAUUGGUGUCUGCUUAUAUGAUCGGAA
Molecule: messenger RNA, 936 nt
Organism: Ananas comosus (pineapple)
Lineage: Eukaryota; Viridiplantae; Streptophyta; Magnoliopsida; Poales; Bromeliaceae
Product: protein FraH
Exons: 5
Coding region: 48-707 (219 amino acids)
Molecular function (GO): mRNA binding; protein binding
Source: RefSeq, a predicted model, not a curated record